GAUGCUGCAGGGUGAGAAUGUGCCGGGCAGCGUCCUCAUUUUGCAGAAGGUUAUUGAAGAGCUCGGAGCAGAUGGUGAAGAUGUCUUCCACUUCUACAUUCUCUUUCUCCUCGGUUUCAUGAGCGGUCUAGCGGGCGGAAGAGGCUCCAGGUUCCUGGACAGCAAGAAUGCAGAAGGAGUGAUUUCUGGAAUUCGUAUGCUUCAGCAACUCCUCACUGGAACGCCCAGAGGUAUCUACUGGGGAUUUCUCACUGCUCGCGCACAAUCCCUUUGCCUGCCCAAAGACACGGCGGAGGACUUGGUGCUCGUCCGCAUGGCCUGCCUUGCUCGAAUUACAGAUGAGCAAAGCUACGUAAGUUUGCGAAGCAGCUGGGAUGCCUUGGGUUAUCGGGAGAGAAACAUCCUCACAGAGCACUUCCUGGCAGACGGCAUCAGCGAUAGAGCGUUCAUUUUUGAGUUCCUUCCGGCGUGUGUCGCUUGGCCUUACUCUCCUGGUACAGGGUGCCUGUGCUUCCAGUUGCCCACUAGGUAG
Symbiodinium pilosum is the source of this 532-nucleotide messenger RNA. Lineage: Eukaryota; Dinophyceae; Suessiales; Symbiodiniaceae. The record is from the annotation of a GenBank genome assembly.